ACGAGCGGAAACGCACUCCCAGCCCGAGCCCCGCUGGGGAGGGCGCGGGGCGAGGCGCCCGCGCGGCGUGAAUAUUCAGCAGGGGUGGGGCCCGAACAAUGGCCGGCCGGCGGGCAGCGCGGACAGCGGCCGGGACGCGGCGGGUGGCUGGCGGGGCGCUGGCGGAAAGGGCCAGAGUAGGGAUGGGACGGACCGGGACGUCCGCGGUGAGGUGCCGAGGGCUACGUUUGUGACAGGCUUGUAGGUGCGGAAUUCGUUGAGCAUCACCUGGCCGCCGGGGCCCAAGGCUUUCGGGGGAAACAGAACCCAAAACAGCGCUGUCUUCCUUACCUCCCUCAGUAGUGGCCAGCUAACUUAGAAAAUAUCAUCAGGACCAGAUCAAGAGGCCAGCCAUGACUGACAUGGAUCACCUGGAUUUGUCCUAAUUCUUGGCUACAGGCAGCUCCAUGAGAUCCUUUCCUUCACUCAGUAUACAACUUCUUCCCAUUUCCACAACUGUUCUGAGCCUACCCGAAGAGGGAACAGAAGGCUGGCUGAAGACAAAGCAUAAGCUGACACCCUGCAACCUCUCCCCAGCCCCGACUCUCUAGACAUGACUUUUGACUCAGUUCCGAGAUCAGGUUUUAUUUAUUUAUUUGACAGAGAGAGACACGGCGAGAGAGGGAACACAAGCAGGAGAGAGAGAAUGCAAGUGGGGGGAGGAGCAGAGCGAGAGGGAUGAGCAGACUUCACACUGAGCACAGAUCCCGACACGGGGCUCAGUCUCAAGACCCUGAGAUCAUGAACUGAGCCAAAAUCAAGAGUUGGACACUCAGCCGACUGAGCCACCCAGGACCACUGGGUACAAAGAAGCAGAAUAUUUGGUAAAUGAAGCCUGGUGAACAUGGAGAGAGAACCAGCUCUCAGAAGCCCAUAGUUCUGAGGAUCGGGAAUGGGAUUCUGAGCAUGAAACGGAGACCCUGGAAAGUUCUGGUCUCUUGUACUCAGAAGGAUUCUGGUUUUCUGGAUUUACUUAGGAAGAACUUAAGAUCUUGGGUGUCACUCCAGCACCCUCUUUCGGGAAAGUUCCCCGUACUUGCUGUGAAGGAAAAGUGCUUCAAGAAUUCAGUCCAUCACAGAGCAGACCCUAUCAGAAUGAUAGGCACAUUGUAAUUGGCAAAUGUUGGAAGGAAUAGCUGAAUGAAAGAAUAUUCAAGAAGAAAAUGCUAAAGGAGAGCAAUUACACAAUUGGGAGGAGGUUUUCCCUGUUCUCGUUCAGAAUUCUGAACAAAAGGAUGCGACAUUAUCUGCAAGGAAAUGUGUGGUCAAAUAGCCAGAGAAGAAGAGAACUCUUCAGUUCCUUGAUGUCCUCUUCAGCCUCCACAUACCUGCCUGAGGUCCUCCAUGUUAGUCAGGAGAGGUUGGUUGACAAUUUCUGUAUCUGUGAAGGGUACAGUGUGCCUCGCUGCCUGAUGUAUGAGAUUUAUGUGGAGACCUGCGGUCAAAAUGCUCAGGACCAAGUCAACCCAGCCACAUUUGGGAAGCUUGUACGUUUGGCUUUUCCUGAUCUUGGCACCCGGAGGCUAGGCACGAGAGGAAGUGCCAGAUAUCAUUAUGAUGGAAUCUGUAUCAAGAAAAGUUCUUUCUUCUAUGCCCAGUAUUGUUACCUUUUGGGUGAAAAAAGGUAUCACAGUGGAGACAUCAUUGGCUUUGAAAAAUCUACUAAUUAUAACAGCAUUAUCCAACAAGAAGGAACAUGUGAAAAUCAUUCACCGAUAAGGACAGAUCCAGUUGGAUCCCCUUUGUCUGAAUUCAGGAGAUGUCCAUUCUGGGAGCAAGAACUGGCAAAGAAGUAUUCCUACAAAAUGAUGGCCUUUCUUGCUGAUGAAUACUACAACUAUUGCCAAGAUAUUUUACAAAACGUGAGGAACCAAGAACUUGAGAGGGUGGAGGACUUGCUCACUUCCUUCUGGAAAUCUCUGCAGCAAGACACAGUCAUGCUUAUGACAUUGCCCGAUGUGUGCCAGCUCUUUAAAUGCUACGAUGUGCAGCUGUACAAGGGAAUUGAGGAUGUUCUCCUUCAUGACUUUUUGGAAGAUGUUUCUAUCCAGUACCUGAAGUCUGUCCGGUUAUUCAGCAAGAAAUUUAAGCUGUGGCUACUUAAUGCAUUGGAAGGUUUUCCAGCCCUUGUACAGAUCUCUAAACUCAAAGAAGUUACUGUGUUUGUCAAAAGACUAAGAAGGAAGACAUACCUUUCCAACAUGGCAAAGACUAUGAAAAUGGUGUUGAAAAAUAACAGGAGAGUCAGCAUUUUGAAGUCAGACCUACAGGCCAUCACCAGUCAAGGUGCUUUGGACACGUCUAAGAAAGCCCUGCCAAGUAACCCAAGUAGUGCCGCUGACCUGGAGACACACGCGGAGAUGAAAUGUUUAAGCAGUUUGAUUUCUUUGCUGGGGACAUCCACAGAUCUCAGCAUAUUCCUGAAUUGUCUGUCUUCAAAUCUCCAAACAUUUGUCUUCCAGCCCAGCAGAAGCAAAGAGGAGUUUAUCAGAUUGGCCGCCAGCUUCCAGCUAAGAUGGAAUUUCCUUCUCACCGCCGUGAGCAAAGCCAUGACUCUCUGCCACAGAGAUAGUUUCGGCUCUUGGCAUCUGUUCCAUUUGCUGCUUUUGGAAUUUGUGACUCAUCUACUUCAGUCAUGCAUAGAAGAGGAAGAGGAGGAUGACGACGGGGGACAUCUCAAGGAAAGGCUACCAGAUGAUCAGUCUCUUGUCCAGCCAGACCAGGCAUCUCUCCACCCUCCAGAUUCCUCUCCAUCUCAGGAGUAUGAAAGCCCAAGUGUGGAUCCACACUGGGUGACCCUGAAACACAUGGGCCAGAGCCAAUGUCCCAUGGGUGUGAGCAGUGUGGUUCUCAGGGUCCUGGGCUUCCUGGUGGACAGUGACACGGGCAAUAAGCUCAUCCAGGUAUUAUUGGAGGACAAGGCCGCAGAAAGCACGGUCAAACUCAGCCUUCCUGUGGGACAAGAAGCCCUUGUAACCCUAAAAGAUGGACAAAAAUUUGUAAUUCACAUAUCAGAUGUACCCCAAAGCUCUGAAAAUAUUUUUUUUCAGGGAAAGCAAUGCAAUAUAUGAUUAUUUAUUUGAAUAGGACAUGAGAAAACAUAGAUUUUCACUCUUAAAAAUAUAUUAAAUGCUAAAGCUUUUGUAUUGGUAGGAAAGAAGAUUUUAUGUACAUAAUAGAGGUAGCAUUGUAUGUAUUGUGUUUAUAUGUAUUUCAAGGAGUUAGUUUUGAUGAAUCAUAUAAACUGAUUUGGAGAAUAAUUUUUGCCUCUGAUGCUUUUCUUCGGGGCUUUUCAGGUGUGUUUAUUGGGAACUUAACAGAAGAGAAAUUUGAGAAAUUUUGUUGGGAGUAGAGAAAUAGAUCUCUAGAGAAAGAUAAAGUUUUUUGUUUUUUUUUAAGAUUUUA
Molecule: messenger RNA, 3444 nt
Organism: Mirounga angustirostris (Northern elephant seal)
Lineage: Eukaryota; Metazoa; Chordata; Mammalia; Carnivora; Phocidae
Gene: RFX8
Product: regulatory factor X8
Exons: 26
Coding region: 1203-3110 (635 amino acids)
Biological process (GO): regulation of transcription by RNA polymerase II
Molecular function (GO): RNA polymerase II cis-regulatory region sequence-specific DNA binding; DNA-binding transcription factor activity, RNA polymerase II-specific
Source: RefSeq, a predicted model, not a curated record